Chanos chanos (milkfish) is the source of this 2256-nucleotide messenger RNA. RefSeq names its product ribonucleoprotein, PTB-binding 1 (gene raver1). Gene Ontology annotation, cellular component: nucleus. Gene Ontology annotation, molecular function: mRNA binding. The transcript has 15 exons. The record is from RefSeq and is a predicted model, not a curated record. NCBI's taxonomy places the organism in Eukaryota, Metazoa, Chordata, Actinopteri, Gonorynchiformes, Chanidae. The coding region runs from base 1 to 2256 and encodes 751 amino acids.
AUGGCGGCCGCCGUGUCCGUUAAUGCUGCUGCCAGAGAGGAGAAAUCUUAUGCUGGGCCCAAUUUCUCUGCCCGUCCACUUUACGAAAACUAUGACCAGGUAGUCGACCAGGGGGAUUGGGUGGUGGGAGAAUGCAGAGAAACCGAUGUGGACCACCGUGAUGAAAAUGCAUCCCCGGGUAGCGACUGCCAACGAAGGGUCGAGGAUGAACUGACGGCGCUUUGCCCUGAGGAGAUUGAGAGGCGUUUGGAAAGAACUCGAAGAGAAUUUUAUAAUCGUCGGAAAAUAAUAAUUAAGAAUUUGCCUGCCGAUAUCACCAACCAGGAAGUGCACGAGCUGUUAAGCAACUAUGACCUGAAGUACUGCUUUGUGGACAAAUACAAAGGAACAGCGUUUGUCACACUCCUUAACGGUGAACAGGCCCAGUGUGCCAUUAAAGAGUUCCACCAGUAUGCCCUCCGUGACCGGGAGAUCUCUGUGCAGCUGCAGCCGACGGACGCGCUGCUCUGCAUCGCCAACCUGCCCCGGGCUUUCACCCAGCAGCAGUUCGAGGAGCUGGUGCGCCCGUUUGGGAACCUGGAACGCUGUUUCCUGGUGCACAGCUCCACCACUGGCCAUUCCAAGGGCUAUGGCUUUGUUGAGUACAUGAAGAAGGACUCGGCGGCGCGGGCCAAGUCGGAGCUUUUGGGUAAGCAGCUGGGCUCGCGGAUGCUCUACGUGCACUGGACCGAGGUCGGCUCGCUGACUUAUCCCAUGCUGCACUCGCGUUGCCUCUGUGUGGACCGCCUGCCCCAAAGCCUCCUCAGCGCCCAGGAUUUACGCAACGCUCUGGCUGACACGCACGCUCCAGUCUUCUGCCAGCUCGCCCAGGGUCAGGACGGAAGUUUCCGUCGGUUUGCGGUGCUGGAGUUCCCCACGGCGGAGAUGGCGGAGGAGGUGCAGCGGUCAACAGAUGGAAGGGUCCUGGGCGGCACUCGCAUGCGUGUCUCCUUCUGUGCCCCCGGGCUUCCCGGCAGGAGCAUGCUAGCGGCUCUCAUUGCGGCGCAAACUAUGGCUUUGAAUAGAGGGAAGGGUCUCCUUCCAGAUCCUACCGCACUGCAGAUCCUAACUGGCCUGAGUAACCCCGCAACCCUCAAGAUGCUGCUCACUCCCCUUCACCAAGGCCGUAAACAAGGUCUCCUCGGGGCAGCCCCAGCUCUGCCUCUUCUGACUAACCCCGCUCUCUCUGCCGCACUGGUCCAGCUGCUGCUCCAGAAUCAAGCCCAGGUACAACAGCAAGCUCUUUUAGGUAAUCCCCUUCUUUGGGCACAAGUCCUGCACAAUAAAGAGAAUCGGAUACUUCCCUGUACUGGAUUCCUGGGAGAAACCCCUCUGGGCCCCCUGUCUCUUCAGCAGGGAGCUAACAUUCUUGGAGAUCUACCUCAAGGUGGCAUGGCUCCAGCCCUCGGCCUUCAGACGGAUCCUCUGGGGCCCAUCAAACCCCCCAGCCUGGGCCGAUCACUGGGGAGAGAGCCAGAGUCGCCCACCACGCCAUGCAGUUUCCCCCCCACCUCCUCUGCUAUUCUACAGGGCCUGAACAUGCCUGUCCUGGGGGGUCUGCUAGGAGGAGAAGGACCCACUCUGCCAGGGGGAUCAAUUUUGGGGGAUCCUCCUAAAGAAGUUGGGGUGUCCCAGAACCCCUUUCUCAACGCUCCUAGUAUAUUCCCCUCAUCAGGGGCCAGUUCCAGACCACACCCAUACAGGAAGAGGCCAACGCUAGGCAACAUGUCGAACCAGCGCAGCGGCCAAAGUUACCACUCUAAUUACAGCCUGCGUUACCAAGACUCCUAUUCCCCUGACUACCCACCUUUACAUCAGGACCCCCUUUCUCAUCUGUAUGAGCAGCAGGAGACUCUGGAGAACGCAGCACUCCCUGGCUACGGGGUGCAGCAUUCAGGUUACAGUGAGAGGCCAUCUCCGUUCAGCUACCCACCAAGCCCCCCCCGCUCCUCUUACUUCAGCUUCGGAGCCCCAGGCAGCAUCCCCUCCACUCAGCUCAAUAAAGCAGUAGGAAUGCCUCCUGUCGCCCCUUCCAAUCCGUACUUGUCAGCGCCUGGGACAGGAAUGAAGACUCCGAUUGGUGGACAGAAGCGCCUGUUUUCGCGGUUGAUCCCGUCUCCCGAGCCCAGUCCUGAGGGGGGGUAUGUGGGCCAGCACUCUCAGGGCCUGGGGGGCCACUACGCCGACUCCUACCUAAAACGCAAGCGCAUUUUUUAA